Melitaea cinxia (Glanville fritillary) is the source of this 806-nucleotide messenger RNA. RefSeq lists its product as uncharacterized. Bases 1 to 771 code for a protein of 256 amino acids. NCBI's taxonomy places the organism in Eukaryota, Metazoa, Arthropoda, Insecta, Lepidoptera, Nymphalidae. The record is from RefSeq and is a predicted model, not a curated record. The transcript is spliced from 3 exons.
AUGUCGUGCGGGGCAGAAUGCCUGUCACUCGGCCCGCCGCCGGACUCAAUCGUACACAUGCCGCCGCCCCCCCUGCCGGCCUUCUUAGCUAACAUAGCCAACUUGACGCCCCCGUGCCGAGCCUCCAAAUGUCCACCUUCUCAGAACAACGAAGACAACACCUUGUUCCCUGGUGUGGAGUACCAUGAACUGCCUAGACAUGAGCCAGCCGGGACUGAUGACACGUGGUUCCUGGUGCUCAUAACGUGCUGCAUUGCAGUGCUCUGCAUCGCAGCAUUAUUGGCACUCUUCCUGCUUAAAUGCCGAGAGGCUCGCGGUGGCUGUAAAUCGGGCACAGGAAAAACAGGAGGGUCAAAUACACUCUAUGGCACUGCACUUGAUUCUCGCGUGCUGUGGGCUGCGUUGACCCCUCGUGGUACUCGACAUUUCGUAGCCGAUCCGUACCAUGAAGAUGAUCAUCACUACGAGUGUGUCGAGCCCCCCCUAUCCCCCCUCUACAAACUCGCUCCACCCGAGGACAUCACUAGACAUUUCAACGUCGAAUACGAAGACCCGGCCCCAUUAAUAGAGAGCUAUUCCGACAGAACUGAGGAGUAUUUCAAGAAUGGAAUGGAAACCUUACGUCGAGGAAACCGACCCUUAGUCUCCUCCCCAACUAGAAUUGAAAGACCUAAUCUCCCCCCACUGAAUCUCCAGCCAAGAACUCUCCGCCGUGCCCCACACUCUCGCCGAGUUAGUGAUGCGAAUAAUCCGGAAAAAUCGGCUAUCUGAACCGAAAAUGGCGCGGUGUUUUCCGUCGCCGAUUC